This is a messenger RNA of Phaeoacremonium minimum UCRPA7, 849 nucleotides long. Its product is annotated as putative c4-dicarboxylate transporter protein. Gene Ontology annotation, molecular function: malate transmembrane transporter activity. Lineage: Eukaryota; Fungi; Ascomycota; Sordariomycetes; Togniniales; Togniniaceae. Gene Ontology annotation, cellular component: membrane. The coding region runs from base 1 to 849 and encodes 282 amino acids. The transcript is spliced from 7 exons. The record is from RefSeq and is a predicted model, not a curated record. Gene Ontology annotation, biological process: malate transmembrane transport.
AUGACGAUCUCGGCGGCCACUCCUCAAUGUGGCUACGAAUCCCCAACAGAGGACUUCUUCCAGAGUGUCUCUGCCCCUUGCUUGGUGAAUCGGCGCAACGAUGAUCUGGAGAAGGCCACAUCUGGCUACUCACCAGCCCCGAGUCCCCUGCCUGCCAACCUAAACAGCAUGGUCACCAAGGCGAACAAGAUGAAACCUGAAGGAAAAGUUAGUAUUCGUGACCGUAUAGCGUGCUAUCAGUGGACAUGGUUCACAAUGAAUAUGGCCACCGGCGGUGUUUCGAAUGUUCUUCAUGCAAUUCCUUUCCGAAGCCGAUGGCUGACAGGAAUUGGCAUUGCUUUCUUCAUCUUCAACCUUUGCCUUUUCGUUGUCAAUUGCGUUCUAAUCACGUUACGAUUUCGAUUUCGCCCCGGAACUUUCAUCAACUCAUUCACAAAUCAAUUUGAGUCGCUCUUUAUUCCAGCAUUUGUCGUCUCGACUCAGAAACUACCCCGGGAUAUGCAACGACCUGGUGUUUUCAUCUCGAUCGGACCCAGUGGCUUCACUGUGGCCGGGAUUGUUCAACUGGGCAACCAAGCCAAAGACAUCCUCCCGCCGGACUUCAUGGGCGCCUCCGAUCACGCUGUCUUCAUCCUGAAACUCACCUCGUCAUUCAUUGGCCUCUGGUUAUGGGGUCUGAGUGUGUGGUUCUUCAUUGUCUCGGUCGGAUCACUCUGGAAAUAUCUGCGACCUGAGUCAAAGAUGCCUUUCCAGAUGACGUGGUUCUCUUUCGUGUUCCCCAAUACGGCUCUAGUAUGUCUUGUCAAAGGAUCGUCAAACGUGUUGUCAGGAGCUAACCAGUUCUACUGA